This is a messenger RNA of Micropterus dolomieu (smallmouth bass), 2242 nucleotides long. RefSeq names its product potassium channel subfamily K member 4 (gene kcnk4b). Gene Ontology annotation, cellular component: membrane. Gene Ontology annotation, biological process: stabilization of membrane potential; potassium ion transmembrane transport. NCBI's taxonomy places the organism in Eukaryota, Metazoa, Chordata, Actinopteri, Centrarchiformes, Centrarchidae. The record is from RefSeq and is a predicted model, not a curated record. The transcript is spliced from 8 exons. The coding region runs from base 312 to 1709 and encodes 465 amino acids. Gene Ontology annotation, molecular function: potassium ion leak channel activity.
CACUGCCACGCCUGAUAGCUUCACCUUGCUGUUGACUGUUGCCAAUCAUCGAGGGUUAUCCUCACUAAUGACAGCUUUUGUGUUUUUGAGAAGUGUCCCCUCCUUCAGAGUGUGAGGUGGACGGGCUCCCCAGUGGUUACGGAUCCAGGGACUCCAUCCUCAGGCCGGGUGUGAAGAGGGACUGGAAAAGACGAAGACGUGGGCAACUAAGGCGGAUUAGCAGCUGCAGCAGCUGGGAUCCAGGCCACACCAGCGCUGAGGCUGGCAGAGAGAAACAGCAGCCUACGUUUGGACUGAGUGGAGGUGCAGCAAUGCGCUGCUCCACCUUGCUGGGCAUCCUCGUGGGUGUGCUUCUCUACUUGGUGCUGGGAGCUGUGGUGUUCCGCGCCCUGGAGACUCCACGAGAGGAGGGCAAGCACAUGCAGCUGCAGGACACCCGCAGGGAUUUCUUGUUGAACUUCACCUGCGUCAGCCCAGACAACCUACAGACUCUCAUAGAGGAAGUGGUGGAGGCUGUCGGUGCAGGUGUUGAUCCCAACAGCAAUGUCACUUAUGUCAGCCAAUGGGAUCUGGCCAGUGCCUUUUUUUUCUCCGGGACAAUCAUCACAACCAUCGGUUUUGGAAACAUCUCCCCCAAGACAGAAGGAGGGCAGUUGUUCUGCAUUUUCUACGCCCUGGUGGGAAUCCCGAUGUUUGGUUUCCUGCUCGCUGGAGUCGGAGACCAUUUGGGAACUGGGCUGAGGAAAGCUGUUGCCAAAAUAGAGGAUCUCUUCCGGAAAUGGAAAGUUAGUCCGACCAUUGUGCGAGUGAUCUCAGCUGUCCUGUCCAUCCUGCUGGGGUGCCUGCUCUUUGUUGCAGUGCCUAUCCUGGUUUUCCAAAAAGUGGAGCAGUGGACUCUUUUGGAGUCUGCCUACUUUGUAGUUAUUACCCUGACAACAGUGGGGUUUGGAGACUAUGUUGCAGGGGAUUCUGGAAAUGAGGGGAGUGAGCACUGGUAUAAGCCUUUGGUUUGGUUCUGGAUCUUGCUGGGUCUCGCCUACUUUGCAUCUGUCCUGACAAUGAUUGGUAACUGGCUUCGGGUUCUAUCUAAAAAGACCAGAGCUGAGAUGGAGGAACUUCGAGCCCACGCCACUGACUGGACUCAAAACAUCCAGAAUAUGUCAGUGGAUUUUCGCAUUCCAGGAAAAAUUGAUGACCCCUUCAGACGGCGUCGGCGAAAGCGCCGCCACGGCCCUCGCAACCAUAGUCACAGUGUAUCAGCUACCGGGGCCCCUGACCAUGAGGGAAAAGAAGAGCCACGUGAGAGUCAGACAGACUCUGGUUCUUACUCUUCUUCCUCUUCGUCUUCUAACGAAUCAGGAUCUGGAUCAGAAACAGACUCUCAGGCCACUCAGACGGAGCGAGUGCCUGAACCAGAGCCUGAAAAGGAGGAGACUCCUCCUGAUCCCCACCUGUCUCAACCGCUGGACUACUUUGGGGAGAACCUUGCGUUUAUUGAUGAGUCUUCAGACGCUCAGAGUGCUAAACUACACUUAGACCCUCUGCUGGAUAGAACACAACCCAACUCUGCAGGCUCUCGUCAGCCCAAGAGGAGACGCCACCGAAGACCUUUUCCACAGAGAGGCCCCAAAAUCAACAGCUCCAACCCUGACAAGAAGGAGUCCAAUGGAAACCCAAAACCAGUUCCAGAUCUACCACUGAAGCCUUAAAAUUGUUCUGCUAGCACAAGUAUCGACUUGAGAGAUAUGAGAUUUGUUCAUAAUCUGACAGAAGAGUUAUCAGUGCAGCAAUUGAUUUGUGUUUAUGUACUGCUUACUUACAGACACUUAAGACAUGUUGCAGAAGCCUUGUGGUUUGCGUUUAAUGCUCUUAGCAUGCUAUGUGUAUAUGCCUUAAUCAAAGAUGAUGAAGUGAUUUUUAUGCCAAUGUUCCCAUUACUUUCUGAGUAGUUACUGCUCUCUGCUGGGCCAAGACAAAAAUGCACUACCACUCUCUCAACAUGAGGGUUCCCGCCUGUUACUAAUCCAAAUAGUGUAAGAAACAAGGAAAAAAAACCCAUGUGGGCAGAAACUUGCAGCAGCAGAGUGGCGCUCAUGUUGAAGAGAGGCUGCUUUGGUCAUGAGACUCUUGACCCUUGAAUCCUGCCAACAAUUAAACGGGUACCAAACAUCCUCUUCUACAUUUUUGGUAUGUAACAAAAAGUUUUUUAAAAGCUGUGUACAACCAUUAUUUUUGCAUUUUG